GGAUGUCGAGGAAGUUGUAACUGAAGACGUGGUGCAAAAUGCAUCGCAAAAUGAACCAACGGAAACAGCAUCGCCAGAAACUAAGAAAAAGUCGGUGUAUCUGCCAUAUAACAAGGCCGAAUGGUCACCGUUGUAUCUGUAUCGACCGUUUGCGGAUCUGACGGCAGCUUGCAUCCGUCAAUCGGGCUCUGAGGGUGUCGGGCGAGUCGAGGUGGGUCGUUCGUACGGUAUCGACACAACCUUGAAAGCCGGCAAUCGACGUGUCUCACAGUGGAUCAUGAAUACACUCAAGGCUUUUCCGGACUAUUUUGGGCAAUACCAAAAGAUGGACGGUAAAUGCAGAUCAAUCAAAUACUUUUGGAAAGUUGAUGCCCAACCAGAACGUUUCAUCUCUUUGUAUAAGGAAUGGCAGAAGAUAACCGACGUUCCGUGCCCAUUCAAAAUGGGACAAGUUAUCAAAUUCCCGAAAGCGAAUCUCAAUACACUUCGCAUCAGUGAUGUUUCACUGCGUCGUCUGAUUGAUAUGUUGCGUUUGGUGAAAGAAAACGUCGUCUAUGUGACAGUGCAUCGAUUUUUAAAGCAUGUCACUGAAUUGGAGCAACAGCACGGCUACAACUAUAAAAUCGACAAGAAAUCAGUGAUGAAAUGCUUGUAUGCGCUUCAGAAAGCUGGUUUAGUACGGCUCUAUGAACGUAUCGUUGUCGAGGAUUACAUUUCGAGUCCAGUAAGUUCGAGUGAUCAUAUUCAUCUUUUGGAGAAGUUCCGGUUUUGUGAUUAA
Molecule: messenger RNA, 778 nt
Organism: Anisakis simplex (herring worm)
Lineage: Eukaryota; Metazoa; Nematoda; Chromadorea; Rhabditida; Anisakidae
Source: the annotation of a GenBank genome assembly